Messenger RNA from Pyricularia oryzae 70-15, 1369 nucleotides. RefSeq lists its product as uncharacterized. The record is from RefSeq and is a predicted model, not a curated record. The transcript has a single exon. The coding region runs from base 42 to 1181 and encodes 379 amino acids. Lineage: Eukaryota; Fungi; Ascomycota; Sordariomycetes; Magnaporthales; Pyriculariaceae. Gene Ontology annotation, molecular function: heme binding.
GGCCUAGUUCUAUACGCCAUCAUCCCUCACCCCAUCGUAUAAUGGGAUACGUCGGUGUCUCUCUCAUUCUCGGCGCCGUCGUCUUCUUCAUAGCCCGUCCGCCAAGGUCGUUUGUUGACUACCUCCGGUCGUUAUGGCUGGCCACCCCACAGCUGCCGCCGUCUCCGAGUGUGGACCGGGGGGCUGAUGAGAAGCGGAGUUCCGUGGACGGAAGCAAGGUUCCGUUCGUGAAGGAGGCUGUGUCGCAAAGACAAUCGCAGCUGGGUGGCGCAUCGGUGGAAAAGACAGAGAGUGUGUCAAUACCAACACCGUCAAUAACGGCAAGCGAAGACACGGACGAAGACGAUGUAGCGACUACACCCAAGGCCUCGGCAGCGCCAGCAACCCCUGCGGCUCAUGUCCCGAGCUUUUCCCUUUCCAGCUCUGACGAGGAUACCACCGCCCCAACUGCACCUGCACCACCUCGCCAGACCCCUCUUGCGGCACCCUCAUUAUCCACGCCCGACAGACCCUCUGCACCGGGCCUCAUGGCGCCGCCCCCGCGCCCAGGAGCAAUGGCACCCCCUCCGCGGCCGGGCGCAAUAGGGCCUCCGGCAGCACGGUCCUCCCUCGGCGCACCGCAGCCGCCUCGCCUUCCACCACUAACCCAACCCUCGCCAUCCGCAUCGUCCCUCUCGCGCUCGACGCUGCCGAUCCCCAGCCGCGGCCCGCCGGGGGCGUCCUCUCUCGCCCCUCCGCCGACGCACACCAACGGGCCCGCCCCCUCGAGGUCCCGGCUCGUGGCCCUCGCGCCGGGCCACUCACCGCUCGACUGGGCGCGCAUAUCGGGCCCCAACGCGGACCUGCGCAACCUGCCGCCCAGCACGCCGUACCUGCGCGUGUCGCCGUCCAUGCUGAAGCGGCGCAACGGCCGCAAGGGCGCCGACGCCUGGAGCGUCUACAGCGGCCGCGUCUACAAUGUCACGCCAUACCUCAAGUUUCACCCGGGCGGCGAGGGCGAGCUGCUCAGGGGCGCCGGCAAGGACGCCACCAAGAUCUUUGGCGAAGUCCACCCCUGGGUCAACUACGAGACCAUGUUGGCCGCCUGCCUGGUUGGCGUGGCGGUUGGCGAGGGAGAUGGGUCCGAGGACGUCAAGCCUGGCGGCGAGGAGCGUGUGAGCGCAAUGGAGGAGAUGGACUGAGUUAGAUGCUAAGUUCAUGCAAAUGAUUCACGACCGGGCUGUUCCAUGGAGUUCUGAUCUUGGGGUGAUGAUUUGUUUCAAGUAUUUCAUGGGCAAUGAGCAACUCUUUGCAUGUAUAUAUGUCGAGGCAGCUACAGCUAGAACGGCGGUUGGUGCCAAGUAGAGAUUUAAUGAUACCCUUUUCCACA